CGUGAGAUUCCAAGACUCGUCAAUCGCGACAGAGGUGAUACCCCAUGAAGUUACCCUCCCCUCACGUUCCCGAAAACCCCACACAACAGGCCUAGUCCGGCCCGUCUACGUCCGUCCGUCUACGUCAACCACCGCACCACCGGAAACGCCCAACACCACACUCCCACCCCACAGCAUACUCACACGCAACACACAAUGGGCGGCGGCGGUAAAAUUCCCUACCCACCCCACGUCUGGUCUCCAUCAGGAGGCUGGUACGGCCAGCCCAAGAACUGGCGCGCCAACACGGCGGUCAUGGCGCUCGUCAUCGUCGGCUUCACGGCUAUGGCCUGGAAGGCGUCUGCCAACCUCGAGGAGCGCUCAAGGAUGCCGGAUCCGGACAGGGUCUUUCCUAGUCGGAACUGGAGCAGGCAGAUAAUCGAGUUCGAGAAGGCGAAGCGCGAGGCUCAGGAAUAGAGGGUAAGGGAGGGGGGAAUGCUACGGGCUACAAGGAUUGGGUAGACCGGUGAAUACCGCAUGCGGGGGAUGGAAUACUACACUGCGAUGAUUCAUGGAAUAUGCGCUGCUACGAUUGGAACUUGGUGACUGAGUGCUUGGACAAACUGGUAACGGGGUGUAUGGAGGCUGGAGGUGAAAUUACAAUCGCGUGCUACUUCAAGAUCCGGAUAUACCGAG
This is a messenger RNA of Tricharina praecox, 675 nucleotides long. RefSeq lists its product as uncharacterized. The record is from RefSeq and is a predicted model, not a curated record. Bases 196 to 456 code for a protein of 86 amino acids. The transcript has 4 exons. NCBI's taxonomy places the organism in Eukaryota, Fungi, Ascomycota, Pezizomycetes, Pezizales, Pyronemataceae.